Molecule: messenger RNA, 538 nt
Organism: Kickxella alabastrina
Lineage: Eukaryota; Fungi; Kickxellomycota; Kickxellomycetes; Kickxellales; Kickxellaceae
Product: G-protein gamma-like domain-containing protein
Exons: 1
Biological process (GO): G protein-coupled receptor signaling pathway
Cellular component (GO): heterotrimeric G-protein complex
Molecular function (GO): G-protein beta-subunit binding
Source: RefSeq, a predicted model, not a curated record
AUUGCCAUUAUCGGACUUUUCAUAUUUGGCCUGCCCUCUUUUUUUUUUCUCUCCCGACGCGGUUGAUAAUUGCAAACAAAAGCACUUUUCUUUAACUCGCCAAUUCACCUCCCCUCCCCCUAAUUUACCUUUCUUAUAUUUAUUCAAGUUAAGACGCGUCGUUUGCAAUGUCCGAGCACAAGCUGAGAAAGAUUGUCGAGCACAACAACCGCCUGAAGGAGCUGCUAGACCUGCCCCGAAUUCCCGUCUCGCAGGCCAGCGAGUCGCUCAUUUCGUACACCCAGAACACCAAGGACUUCCUCCUGCCGUCCAUAUGGGGCCCUCCGCCGCAGGACCCCUUUGCCAGCCAGGCGGCGGCGGCUGUGGCUGCUCGGUCAUGUAGCCCACGGUCUCCUGACAUCUACCAAACGUGUAUCUCUCUCCCUUUCUCUUAUUUUUCAGCUGCCUUCAAUAAACUAUUUAAAUUGCAAUUGAAUGGGCAGAUUAUUACCACGCGCAUGAGCGCCAUCGCACAUGACAGCAGCAGCAGCAGCAGCAG